This is a messenger RNA of Brassica oleracea var. oleracea, 1377 nucleotides long. Its product is annotated as isocitrate dehydrogenase [NAD] regulatory subunit 1, mitochondrial. Gene Ontology annotation, molecular function: isocitrate dehydrogenase (NAD+) activity. Gene Ontology annotation, biological process: isocitrate metabolic process; tricarboxylic acid cycle. The record is from RefSeq and is a predicted model, not a curated record. The coding region runs from base 63 to 1172 and encodes 369 amino acids. Gene Ontology annotation, cellular component: mitochondrion. Lineage: Eukaryota; Viridiplantae; Streptophyta; Magnoliopsida; Brassicales; Brassicaceae. The transcript has 4 exons.
AAGCUCCAAAAGCCAAACAAAAAAAAGAAAAAAAAAGAUCAAAACUUUCACAAGCUCAAAACAUGUCUCCUCGAUCGCUGACUCUCCUCAAGAACCUCGCAAGAAACUCAAACGCCUCCUCCUCAUGCAUCCAAACCCGAUCCGUGACCUACAUGCCCCGACCCGGCGAUGGAUCCCCACGCGCAGUGACCCUAAUCCCCGGCGACGGGAUCGGUCCCCUCGUGACCAACGCCGUCGAGCAGGUGAUGGAGGCGAUGCACGCGCCGAUCUACUUCGAGAAGUACGACGUCCACGGGGAGAUGAGCCGCGUGCCCGCGGAGGUGAUGGAGUCGAUAAGGAAGAACAAGGUGUGCUUGAAAGGCGGGCUCAAGACUCCCGUCGGAGGCGGUGUGAGCUCGCUGAACGUGCAGCUGAGGAAGGAGCUUGAUCUGUUCGCGUCGCUUGUUAACUGCUUUAACUUGCCUGGGUUGCCGACGAAGCAUGAGAACGUUGACAUCGUUGUGAUUAGGGAGAAUACUGAGGGGGAGUAUGCGGGGCUUGAGCAUGAGGUUGUUCCUGGUGUCGUUGAGAGUCUUAAGGUGAUUACGAAGUUUUGUUCGGAGCGUAUAGCGAAGUAUGCGUUUGAGUAUGCGUACCUGAACAACAGGAAGAAAGUGACGGCAGUGCACAAGGCUAACAUCAUGAAACUUGCUGAUGGUUUGUUCUUGGAGUCAUGUCGAGAGGUCGCUAAAAAGUAUCCAGGGAUAACUUACAAUGAGAUCAUUGUUGACAACUGCUGUAUGCAACUUGUAGCCAAACCAGAGCAGUUCGACGUCAUGGUGACACCUAAUCUGUAUGGUAAUUUAGUUGCAAACACUGCUGCUGGUAUUGCUGGAGGCACUGGAGUCAUGCCUGGAGGAAACGUAGGGGCAGACCAUGCGGUAUUUGAGCAAGGUGCAUCAGCAGGAAACGUGGGGAAAGACAAGAUAGUACGAGAAAACAAAGCGAACCCAGUGGCGCUGCUUCUCUCAUCAGCCAUGAUGCUAAGACACCUUCAGUUUCCUUCGUUUGCUGACCGGCUCGAAACAGCAGUGAAAAGAGUCAUCUCCGAAGGAAAUUGCCGGACUAAAGAUCUUGGUGGACAAAGCACUACUCAGCAGGUGGUUGAUGCCGUCAUUGCAAAUCUUGAGUGAGACCACCUUUGACAAAGUUACUUGUUCCUUCCUUCCCUCAUCAAAGUUCCUUGCUACUAUUGCCAAAAGUAUAUUGGGUAUAAUCCACGCUGUCUGGUUUUGUAAGUUUUACAUUCUUUAGACGUUAACUCGUCGAAACUCUCGAACCAUAUUUUUCUAUUCCAAAUAAUUCAUGUUGCUACGCUUGUUUGUGUUUUCAAAAUUA